AUGCGUAACCUGAGAUCCGGCAAGGCCAAACCUGCGGUUGAACCUGAGCCACCACACACAACAAUACACUUGGCAGGGCUGAGGGAUGCACCACCAGACUCACUGUACCAAGGCACUGCUCUCAAGAUCAUACCCACAGGCUCCAGGCUUCCAGGCUUAACUGCAUCAGAACAGAAGCUUCUGAGGCAAAAGCAACAACGACUGGCAGCGAGUAAAGUCUCCCUGGACCGAGAGGCAAGAAAUUGCGCGGAUGGAGGCACUCUAUCCGUCCAUAACGGCCUGGAGGCAACAUUGAUAUUUUCCCAAUACGAAGCCGGGACUGCCGUCUGCAUUAGCUCAGAAGGCUGGGUAUUAACCUGUGCGCACUGUUUUGGCGAUACCGAGGAAGAACUACAGACAUCAAACAAGCGUCGCUGGCUCCUGUUCUAUACCGGUUUAGCCGUGCAAGCUGAGUGCAUUGUAUGGGAUGCAAGGAGAGACUUGGCUCUUAUGAAAAUUGUUGCGAUGGAGUCUAAAGACGCCGGUGGAAAAGGAGAGGGUAUCGUUUGUCAUUUCCCAUAUGUGCAAUUAGCACCGAAACGGCCAACGGUAAAUACUCCGAUAAUAUGCAUUGGACAGCCCGGUAUGGACGAUUUGGAGUCUAACACGCCGGCGAAAAACAAGUUUGAUUUUGUGGAGUUAUCCUCUGGAAAGUUUCGUGGAAUGGUGGCAGGUGGCGACUGGCAGGAUAAUUCAGAGAUAGGCCAGAUGAAGCAUGAUGCCUGGACAUAUUGGGGUCACUCAGGUGCGCCUUUGCUUGCCGAGGCGGAUGGUACAUUAAUUGGACUGCACUCAUCUUGGGACGAUCAGACUGGCAUGCGUCACGGCGUACCUCUUGUUGCCAUUCGGGAAUUUCUCGCACAACAUGCUGAAUUAAUGGGCUCUCAGGGGCAAGCUGCUAAAUCUGAGGAAGAACAUACCUCGUCGAAAUUGGCCGUUAAUGAAGAUGUGAUUGUUAUUAGCGAUUAG
Messenger RNA from Nannizzia gypsea CBS 118893, 1008 nucleotides. RefSeq names its product AT hook domain-containing protein family protein. Bases 1 to 1008 code for a protein of 335 amino acids. NCBI's taxonomy places the organism in Eukaryota, Fungi, Ascomycota, Eurotiomycetes, Onygenales, Arthrodermataceae. The transcript has a single exon. The record is from RefSeq and is a predicted model, not a curated record.